Cynara cardunculus var. scolymus (artichoke) is the source of this 1519-nucleotide messenger RNA. RefSeq names its product E3 ubiquitin-protein ligase RING1-like. The transcript is spliced from 2 exons. NCBI's taxonomy places the organism in Eukaryota, Viridiplantae, Streptophyta, Magnoliopsida, Asterales, Asteraceae. Gene Ontology annotation, molecular function: ubiquitin protein ligase activity. The record is from RefSeq and is a predicted model, not a curated record. Gene Ontology annotation, cellular component: cytoplasm. Gene Ontology annotation, biological process: protein ubiquitination. The coding region runs from base 30 to 1043 and encodes 337 amino acids.
CCACCGUAACCGCAGCAUCCAAUACAUCCAUGGACCGCCAUACCUACUGGUGUCAUGAGUGUGACAUGAGCAUCUCCCUCAUCCCCUCCUCCACCACCGCCUCCCUUCUCUGUCCUCACUGCAACUCCGACUUCCUUGAAGAAUUGGACUCUCCUAUUACUUUCAAUAACACCAGUAAUGUCAACAACAAUCCUAAUCCUGAUGAUCACGACGAUUCCAAUCAUGUAUCAUCUCAAUUAUUGUUUCCAUCUUUUCUCGAUCCGUCGUUACCGGCGGCGGAUUAUCCCACCACUUUCCAGUUCCCUCCUGUUGCCCCUUCCGAUGACAACUUUCUCCUUGACAGCCCUUACUUUCACCGUGUAAUUCAUCACCUAUUUAACUCUGAAGAUUCCUCUCCUUCCACCACUGCUACCACCUCUCGACACCACUCUCCUGCAUCGAAAUCUGCUAUUGAAGCUAUCCCUUCGGUUAAGAUUACAUCUGCAUUCCUUGAAAUCGAUCCGAUUGUUAUAUGUGCUGUUUGCAAGGAUCAGUUUGUAAUUGAUGAUGAGACGAAAGAGCUGCCUUGUAAGCAUAUGUACCAUCCUGACUGUAUACUUCCUUGGCUUUCGCAGCAUAAUUCGUGUCCUGUUUGUCGGUUCCAGCUGCCUACGGAAGCGGUAGAUGGAGAUUUGAAAGUGAGGAGGAGGUCAAGGUCUAGGGUUUUGAGGUUGGGGGACUUAAUAGACGAUGAGGAUGAUGAAGAGCUGUUAGGGUUUGGAUUGAGGCACCUUGCUCGGAGGCACCGACUUGUGUUUCCAAUGAGACACCAUCACUACCGGCAUCCACAGGUGGAAGAGGAGGAGCCGGAGGUCUUGUUUUCUUCUACUCAAAUCGGAGAGGAGGUUGCGGUGGAUGUGCUACCUGAUUCGGGGCGGACGAAUAGCGUAGAGACUGUGUCCAGUUGGCCAAGCUGGCCUGUUGACGUAGGAGCUGUGGAUGGAGGUGAGAUUGCAGUGAGCCCUGCUGGAGUCAAUGAUGAUGCUGAUGUGGUGAUGUCUUGAACAUUGCAACUAGAGGCUCCGUUUCAGUAAACUUAAGUUCUUGGGACUCAGCUGUCCAUCCUUGAAGCUUCUGAUACGUGUCGAACCUCGAGUCUGAGUAUGAUGGCUUAACAGGAUCACCAUGAGGGAGUGUACGAGGAGCAUUGACAUUUUAGCAUUUUACUAUAUCUCAAUGUUGUAAUUUUAUGUAUAUUUGUCAAACUACUAUACUUUACAGCCGAAGUUUAAAGCAUAUGCCAAGAUGAAUAGGCAUCUGUAACAACCCGUCUCACAUGGAUAGAAAAUUAGACUUGUGAGCUCCUUAUAUAGUUCAAAUUUGUCGGCAACUCUAAUAAUUUCCACCAUGGUUUUAAGUUGAUUUGUAUGUUAUUGGGCUAUAGGCGUUAUGUGGUUAACUAGUGUUGUUUGGCAAAAAUGUUCAUGCAUAUUAUGUGGUUAACUAGUGUUGUUUGGCAAUAAUGUUCAGUUUUACGUUG